This is a messenger RNA of Setaria italica (foxtail millet), 1341 nucleotides long. RefSeq lists its product as uncharacterized. Gene Ontology annotation, molecular function: nucleic acid binding. The record is from RefSeq and is a predicted model, not a curated record. Bases 327 to 932 code for a protein of 201 amino acids. Lineage: Eukaryota; Viridiplantae; Streptophyta; Magnoliopsida; Poales; Poaceae. The transcript has 3 exons.
GCCAACUAACUUGCCAGCGCCUGUUCCCCCUCCUCACGCCCGACUGCGCCGCCCGCCGCGCCGUGCUCCCUGCUCCAGCCUCCGACGGCGCCCUUGGCUUGCUGCGGGCGUGCGCCUCGUGCCGCGCGCUUGCUGAGGGCGUGCGCCUCGGCCGCGCCCCUGCCACCGCUGCGAGCUGGCACUUGGCGGCGCUGCAGCUAGGGUUCGGCCCAGACAAGCCGCCUCCGGUCGAUUCGCCGUCUCCGAUCGCCUCGCCUCGGCUUGCUCACCUCCGCCGACCCCCUCCACUCCAUCUCCCCCGUAUCAUUCGCUGAGGUUGCUCUUCUAUGGAAACAUCCAAAGAACAGGCUCCCAAGAACUAUGCUGAUUUUGAGGAGAAGGUUAAGCGGACCAUAUAUGUCGAGCACCUUUCUCCUCAAGUUACGAUCCAAGUCAUCAAAGCAGCUCUUGCCCAGUGUGCGAAUGUCGUAAAUGUGGAAUUCAUUGUGAACUACACAAUCCCCUAUGAUAUCCCUUAUGCCGCGUUGGUGGAAUUGGAUGACCAUAUGCAGGCCAAGGCUGCUGUUGAAUUGAUGGGUGAUUUCCCAUUCAUAAUUGGUGGAAUGCCAAGGCCCGUGAAAGCUACCCAUGCAAAGGCUGAGAUGUUCCGGGAUCGCCCUCCUUGCCCUGGUCUUAAGAAAGAUUUCCGCUGGAUAAAACAAGGAGAUGGUGAGUAUGAAGCAAUGAAGAAACUGAAAAUCCUUGCAAAGAGACAAGAGUCAGAGAACAUGGCUCUCAUAAAGAAUCUAUUGGACGAGGAGAAGGAGCUGGCGAAGCAGCAGCAGGAAGCACUUGAUGGCAACUGGCAGAAUUAUGAAAUGCUUGAAAUUGUGAUGAAGAAUGGAGCCAUAAAAAGCCUUGCUCGUCAUUACGGAGUGGACCUGGGUGACUGACGGGACAAAUUCAAGGAACAGCUGUACAGUCAGCACUUUUGCCCUGGGGUGUUGGUAAAUGCUGCGAUGCAUUGGAUUAGUUGUGAUUCAGUAGCUGGAUCCUGCAGUGUAACAGUUAGCCCGACUUAGUGUACACGCUGUUGCUGCGUUAGAAUCCUAUAGAAAAUGGCAGCCUUAGUGUUCAACCUUUUGUUUCUUGGGCUGUAACAUGGCGCCGAAACUGAAGCAUCCACUGCCGUGUGAUGGGUCUCGUGUGUAUAUUGCUACAUGAAAGUAUGAAACUGGAGUGCCUUUCUUUCUUGUGUUGAACAUGUUUGGAGGGGCUACUGUUCAAUGUUUACUUUCCAAGUCUUGUUCUGAACAUUGAACAGUAGCUGGUAUACACAAACCACAUUGAGUUUCAUUUGGA